Cydia fagiglandana is the source of this 2606-nucleotide messenger RNA. RefSeq names its product small G protein signaling modulator 3 homolog. The record is from RefSeq and is a predicted model, not a curated record. NCBI's taxonomy places the organism in Eukaryota, Metazoa, Arthropoda, Insecta, Lepidoptera, Tortricidae. Gene Ontology annotation, molecular function: protein binding. Bases 146 to 2533 code for a protein of 795 amino acids. The transcript has a single exon.
CGUUUAUUGUAUUGUGCGAUUUGUGCGAGUGCGAAACAAAUGUGUCGGUUGGCUGACCAGUGACCUUUAUUUACAUUGACGUCGAGGAAGAGAAAGUUAACAAUAUUUGAAGUCGAAUAAAGGUUUUUACAGCUUGUUCUAAAGUAUGGAUCUAGCUAAAGCUCUGUUCAGUUCGCGUGACCAUGAUGGCUACGUCGGGCGUGAAGACCACGAAAGGAAAAUCAGUUCGGCCCUUGCAGAUGACGACCCAGAAGAUGUAAUCAAUGCAAUCCAUGACUUAAAUGUCGCUGAAGAGUUGUUUCCAAUACCAGGAGGAGCUUUUUCUGCUCUCACACUCAGCAUGGUACCUCAAGAUAUAAUGGUUAAGUUAGCCCAACCGGAGUCAGAAGGCCACGGACAUGGCCUGCCAAACUACAGAUUUGAUGAAUUUGGCUUCUGUGUUGACGACGAAGAAGAAAUGGAACAAAAUCCCAACAAAGUGCAGCCUAACACAUUGUCUGAAGAUGAUCAACAUCGUCUGCAGUGGGAGUUCUACAGCAAAGAAAUUAGUUUCGCAGAAGGUGGCAAACUGGAAAAGACGGAUAAAUUACAGAGAAUGGUCAAAGAUGGGGUCCCUCACUCUCUCCGACCACAGGUUUGGAUGAACUUAUGUGGGGCUAAUAAAAAAAGAUCCUCAACUGAAAUUACUUAUCAUGAAAUUGUUAGAGCAUCAAGUGAUGAUGGUUUAGUUACAAGUAAACAAAUUGAAAAAGAUUUGGUUCAAAUCCUUCCAAAUAAUGUUUGUUUUUCCCACCCAACAAGUACUGGAGUUCCCAGAUUACGCAGGAUCCUCAGAGCCCUGGCUUGGCUUUAUCCUGAUAUUGGGUAUUGUCAGGGUACAGGUAUGAUUGCUGCUUCUCUUCUACUACUAAUGGAAGAAGAGGAUGCUUUUUGGAUCAUGUGCACCACGGUGGAAGACCUCUUGCCAGCAUCAUAUUAUUCUUCAACAUUGAUUGGCAUACAGGCAGAUCAAAAGGUGUUAAGAAGUCUUAUUUCAACAUACUUGCCAGGAAUUGACCAAGUUUUGAAUGCCCAUGACAUAGAACUUUCAUUGAUUACUAUGCAUUGGUUUUUAACAUUAUAUGCUAAUGUAGUCCAUAUGAAAAUAUUAUUAAGGAUUUGGGAUUUGUUUUUCCUUGAAGGCUCAAUUAUACUCUUCAAAGUCACUUUGGCCAUGUUAAAAAUUAAAGAAAAUAGAUUUACUGAAAUAUCAAACUCUGCACAGAUCUUUAAUGCCCUAUCAGACAUACCAGGUGAAAUUGAUGAUGUAGAAAUGCUCAUAAAAACAAUAGAUGAAGUAUGUGGUGACACAUUGAGUCCAGCAUUGAUAGAGACACAUCGCAGAAGACACUUGGCAUAUCUGAUGGCUGACCAAGGAGCAUUAGUGGGCAAUCCCAGUGCAGUUCCUAACCUGCCUAAGCAACAGCUGCAUAGGCGGCAAAUUAAAAAAAGCAAAUCUGUUAUACAAACUAUUUUGUUUGGAGAUGACAGCAAUAAUGAGGAUGCAGUUUCUAAAAAUGUCAAGCAAACUGAAAUAUUAGUUGAUCUUCGUGAAGCAAUCUUACAAGUUGCUCGUCAUUUUUUAGCCUUAGAACCACAACUAGCAUCUGAAAUUCAACUUACAGCAGAUUAUACCAUGCAAAGUCAUGCAGCGGACCGAGAAAGAUAUGUAAAUGUAUCUAGAAGUAAAAGACGACGAGCUAAGGCUCUCUUAGAUUUUGAAAGAAGAGAUGGCGAUGAGUUAGGAUUCAGAAAAAAUGAUGUCAUUGAAGUCAUCAGCUCAAGAGAUGAGCAUUGUUGGAUUGGUGAAUUAAAUGGCCUGCGAGGGUGGUUCCCAGCAAGGUUCGUUAAGCUGCUGGAUGAAAAAGGGGUGAAGUAUAGUAGAGCAGGAGAUGAUUCUGUCACUGAAAAGGCAGCUCACUUAGUACGAGGAGUUCUGGCACCUGCUUUUAAAAGAGUUCUUUUACAUGGUAUAAAGAGACCUAGUUUUCUAGAUGGUCCCUGCCAUCCCUGGUUAUUUAUUGAGGAAGCCUCAUCUCGAGAGGUAGAAAAAGAUUUUAAUUCUGUUUACAGUAGGCUGGUCUUGUGUAAAACAUAUCGGCUAGAUGAAGAUGGCAAAGUUUUGACCCCAGAAGAAUUACUGUAUAGAUGUGUUCAGGCCAUCAAUUUAUCACAUGAUAAUGCACAUGCUCAGAUGGAUGUAAAAUUACGUACAUUGAUUUGUAUGGGUUUGAAUGAAGAAGCCUUGCAUUUAUGGCUUGAAGUUCUGUGCUCGUGUGUUGAUAUUGUUCAGAAGUGGUACCAUCCUUGGUCAUUUAUUAACUCACCUGGUUGGGUACAGAUAAAGUGUGAACUUCGAAUAUUAUCACAAUUUGGGUUUAACUUGAAUCCAGACUGGGAAUUGCCACUAAAAAAAGACACCCAAAACCAACCAUUAAAGGAAGGUGUUCGAGAUAUGUUAGUAAAACACCACUUAUUUUCUUGGGAUCUCUAAUUAUGAAGGACUAUUCAAUAUACUUGUUUAUAUUUACCUAAGCAAAUGUUAUAUGUACAGUCAGCCAAGAAAG